GGCGCUCGAUUUGGGCUCUGACUAGCUAAAGAACCAGAUGUUCUUUCUACGGCAGCAUGGUGGAGGAAGAAGCUGUUUGUUCUUUUUGUGUUGUUGAUCUUUCCUCGUCUUCUUCCCUGGAGGAAAAAUGGCAAAGGUCGUCAUCAAACUUUGGAAGUUGCCACUGAAUAUCUUUUUGGAGCCCAGAACAGGGAAAAGGCGAAAGCAACAGCCAACAGCCGAUCAGGCACUGAAGAUUCGCGUUUGCUCGGGGCACUUCUGGAGGAAGUGGCAGCCUGUGGCUGAUUGCGGAGCAAGUGGAUGGAGGUCGGAGCUCAGGAUAAUGGCGCCGGGGAGAGGGGCCUGGCCGGGCUGCGGCUACGCCCCGUUUACUUUUGGAGCGUUGGGUGAUGUGUACGUCUGCGAGAACGAGAGGAAGGAAGGAAGCGUCGGUGUUUGCCUUGGCCCUACGGCGUAUGACUCUGUGAAGAUGACCUAUGCAUCUAUGGGCUGUGGAUCCAUGGAUGGUGACAAAAGAAAAUAUGGGAGAUAACGUGGGACAGGGAGGUCAGAUGGGCAAGUCAGGUCGCCAUGAGAGGUCCAUGGAAUUUUUUCUGCGAUGAGCCGAUGAUCCUGAUGGAUCCAUCUAUGUUCGAGACUAAACAUGGUCUGCAGAAGUGCAACAAUACAAGGUUUAUUUGGAGAACGAUGAAAGCUGAGAUAUAUCUUUUUUUUUCCGGUGUAAGUGUCAUGCAAAACACAUGUUCUAGACGUCUAGACGAGUCGCAGAAAAGGAAAAGGCACAUGUACAUAAGACCGGUCUAAUUCUUGCUGCUGCCGUUAUUCUCACAUACUGCAUUUACGAAGCACAAUUGAUUCUUUU
Molecule: messenger RNA, 862 nt
Organism: Panicum virgatum (switchgrass)
Lineage: Eukaryota; Viridiplantae; Streptophyta; Magnoliopsida; Poales; Poaceae
Exons: 5
Coding region: 128-532 (134 amino acids)
Source: RefSeq, a predicted model, not a curated record